Sciurus carolinensis (gray squirrel) is the source of this 1403-nucleotide messenger RNA. It is a transcript of the gene Gng14, whose product is annotated as G protein subunit gamma 14. The coding region runs from base 56 to 274 and encodes 72 amino acids. Gene Ontology annotation, cellular component: heterotrimeric G-protein complex. NCBI's taxonomy places the organism in Eukaryota, Metazoa, Chordata, Mammalia, Rodentia, Sciuridae. Gene Ontology annotation, biological process: G protein-coupled receptor signaling pathway. Gene Ontology annotation, molecular function: G-protein beta-subunit binding. The transcript is spliced from 3 exons. The record is from RefSeq and is a predicted model, not a curated record.
UGGGGUGGCCACCAAGAGCCAGGCAGCUAGGCAAUUUCAGCGGCCCUCAGCAGAGAUGUCCAGCAAGGUGGCCAUUGGCAGUGACAUCGGACAGGCCCGCCGGGCAGUGGAGCAGCUAAGGAUGGAGGCGGGCAUCAACCGCGUGAAGGUAUCCAGGGCAGCCAUGGACCUGCUGCAGUUCUGUACGGAGCAGGCCAAGAGUGACCCCUUCCUCGUGGGCAUUCCGGCUGCCACCAACCCCUUCAAGGAGAAGAAGCCCUGCGCCAUCCUGUGACCUCACAUCCUACCCCAUGGCCCCGGCAGCCCAGGGGCCUCAAUAAACAUGAGGUGACUGCGCCUUGGGGUACAGCUUUGCUGGGCUGAGAUGGGGGCUUGGGGACUGUGGGCUUGCAGGGGUCAGGUGCACAGCUUCCCUCCCCCACCACCUCUAGAGUCACUGCCGCAGCGCACACACCCCGGAGCUGCGAGGGAGGAGGUGGUACCCCUUCACCUGCCAUGUCCUAAGGAUGGCUGAGCAGAUGCCUGCUCCCACCACACGGACACACCUCUAAGGUUCAAGUCCCCACCCACACACCCUAAUGGCCACACACACAGGUACAUCAACGACACAGGCGCAGGUCCUCAGGUUCCCUCGUACACACACAGCAGUGGCCCACGUGUGCACCCCAGCCCUGGUGGGCACCUCUCCCAUCUGUCACAUGCAGCCACAGGCUCCCAGCCCCAGGCAGGGACGGAGAUUCGGCUGCCUGGGCACACAGCCAGGCCGGAGCAUCUGUGCAGGACGUCAGGUUUAUUCUCCUUCACUCUUGACACAGCGUGGUGUCCAAAUCAUAACCAAACCAGGACUCGAGCAUGGGGAGCAGCCCCCUCCCUGGGUCAGAACCACGUCAUCUCCACAGGCACGGGGCCCAGCCUUGGCCAAGGCCGGGCCUCCGAGUACCCCAGGCAUGUGGGACGGGGGCAGAGUCAGCACCAAUGGGGGGAAGGUUCCCCAAGAAUGGAGGCCGGGGCUCAGCCUGCCGGCUGGCAGUGCACAACACACACGCACGUCUACUUGCUCAUGCCUGAAACCUCCAGACCUCCAGCGACAGGCCCCCCGAGGCGGCCACCACCACGUUGCCCUCGGCGCAGAUCUGGAGGACAGGGACAGAGGAGUCAGCGGAGGGUCCUUUGGGCAGGCUGGACAGGGUGCAUGGGGCAGGACCUUACCCCAUUCAGUACAUUGUGGUGGCUUCGGGUACAAAUGGUCCUUGGUGGGUCUGUGGGCACGUGGACCUGUGAAGGGCAAUGGACACAGGUCAGGAGAUGUGCUGCUGGCCAGUGGGGGACAAUGGGGUGAGUGCUUUCCUCACCCGGAUGGUCUUGUCCGUGGACGUGGUAUACAAGGCUCCCAGCGAGUGUUU